GCUGAGCUGAGCCCUGUUGAUGUGAACAAGACCGUGACCUUCACCUGCCACGUGAAGGAGUUUUACCCAGCAAACGUGGCUGUUUCCUGGCUGGAGAACGGGAAGGAGAUAAAGGUGGAGAACGUCUCCCGGCUGUCAGAGCUCUCCCGGGGCUUGUUUGAGCUCAGAAGCCAGGUGGAGUUGCAAGCGACGGAGGAGAGAAACGGGUCCUUGGUCAUCUGCCGGGUGGUGCACGAUGGUCAGGCCCCUGUGUACGACUCAGCCAUCCUGUGGAUCUCCAACCCAGCCCAGGGGGAACUGAGCAAGGGCUUCCAGAUGGACAAGGGUGCAAACCUUCCAUCCAGCCUCAUCCUCCUGUGCCUUGGUAUCCUGCUGGAGAAGGGCCUCCUCGGYGGGCUCCUCUUCUUCCUCUUCAAGCUCAUGGACAAGAAAGCAUCAGAGAUGUUGCCCUGUCCCACUCCAUCUCAGUCCCUGGCUCCYCCAGUCGGGUCCCAGCGCUUGGCCACUGCCAGCAGUGUCAUGUGAACCUGGAAAUAAAYGAAACAGGAUGCAGAGGCUGCCGURGGCUG
Malurus melanocephalus (red-backed fairy wren) is the source of this 569-nucleotide messenger RNA. Its product is annotated as tyrosine-protein phosphatase non-receptor type substrate 1-like. The record is from RefSeq and is a predicted model, not a curated record. The transcript is spliced from 2 exons. Gene Ontology annotation, cellular component: plasma membrane. The annotation marks the transcript as partial. Lineage: Eukaryota; Metazoa; Chordata; Aves; Passeriformes; Maluridae.